Molecule: messenger RNA, 278 nt
Organism: Symbiodinium pilosum
Lineage: Eukaryota; Dinophyceae; Suessiales; Symbiodiniaceae
Source: the annotation of a GenBank genome assembly
GUCCCGAAAGGGAACAUCGUACCCCUGGCGCCCAACGAGCCCGACAUCCAACUGGGCAAGACCUUGGUGGCUGCGAAGCCACACCGGAUCACUGCGGACCAGAUCGAGCUUGGGCGCAGGACCCUUCGAAGGUUUCUCGGACGAAAGGGCGACUUUCUUGUCAAUGUCCACGCUACCUACGCAGUCACACGCAAGCCACACGGUGUGAAGAUGGGUCAGGGGAAGGGCAACAUCGAGUUCUUCGUUGCACGCGUCCCUGCCGGGCGGGUCAUGUUCAA